Messenger RNA from Branchiostoma floridae (Florida lancelet), 1749 nucleotides. Its product is annotated as F-actin-capping protein subunit beta. Gene Ontology annotation, biological process: negative regulation of filopodium assembly; cell morphogenesis; barbed-end actin filament capping. Bases 168 to 998 code for a protein of 276 amino acids. The transcript has 9 exons. Gene Ontology annotation, cellular component: F-actin capping protein complex; cytoplasm. Lineage: Eukaryota; Metazoa; Chordata; Leptocardii; Amphioxiformes; Branchiostomatidae. The record is from RefSeq and is a predicted model, not a curated record. Gene Ontology annotation, molecular function: actin filament binding.
CCGACUUCCAUAUUUGGCAAAGAGUCGAACUCUGGCCGCUGAUUGGUCAGAAGAUCACAAGGUGCCCGGAUGAGCCGCCAUCUUGGACUUGGUGGAAAUAGCUGCGGAUACCUUCCUCUUCGACUUUUCAACAUUUCUCAAGAUCUGAAGACUACCAAGACUCCAGAAUGGCGACUCUAGACCAGCAGCUGGACUGUGCGCUGGACCUGAUGCGCAGACUCCCGCCCCAGCAGAUUGAGAAGAACCUCAGCGACCUCAUCGACUUGGUGCCUACACUGUGUGAAGACUUACUGUCGUCGGUUGACCAGCCGCUGAAGAUCGCCCGUGACAAACAGGUUGGGAAGGACUACCUUCUGUGUGACUACAACAGGGAUGGAGACUCCUACAGGUCCCCCUGGAGUAAUGUAUACGACCCUCCCCUCCCCGACGGAGCCAUGCCGUCUGAGAGGUUGAGGAAACUGGAGAUAGAAGCCAACAAUGCCUUUGAGCAGUACAGGGACAUGUAUUUUGAGGGAGGCGUGUCGUCAGUGUACCUGUGGGAUCUCGAUCACGGAUUUGCCGGCGUGAUUCUGAUCAAAAAGGCGGGAGAUGGAUCCAAGAAGAUCAAGGGAUGCUGGGAUUCCAUCCACGUUAUAGAAGUUCAGGAGAAGAGUAGUGGGAGGAGUGCACACUACAAGCUGACGUCCACGGCCAUGUUGUGGUUACAGACGAACAAGCAGGGGUCAGGAACUAUGAACCUUGGCGGCAGCUUGACUCGACAGAUGGAAUCAGAUUCCAAUGUUAACGAAUCAAGUCCCCACAUCGCCAACAUCGGCAAGAUGGUGGAGGACAUGGAGAAUAAAAUCCGCAACACAUUGAAUGAAAUCUACUUUGGCAAGACAAAGGAUAUUGUCAAUAGCCUAAGGUCUGUGGUGCCGCUGCCAGACCAGAAGCAGCAAGCCUUACUCAGGCAAGACUUGGCCCAGGCGCUAAAGAAACGAGCGGGCGCCGACUCUUAGGCAGCUAACCCCUAAAAACCUCAGUGUGUGCUCCUGUCUGUAGGACCCAACGGCAACUUCCCUGUGCAGUUUCCAAAAACGAAAGCAAAGAAAAAUAAAUAUACCAGAUCGUCCCCAAAGUUAUUUCUCGAGGAUAGGAAGAAUUUCGUCAAAAAAUCAACACUAGACAGUGAAACCAGCUUUUUUUCAGCUGUGCAGUUAAAAAAAAAGCAAAGAAAAUAUACCAGAUCGUCCCCACAACUAUUUCUGCAGGUCUUUGGACUUUCCAAGUUGAGUUGUUACAGAAUUUCAUCUUAAAAUCAGCACCUGACAGUGAAAUGAGCUGUUCUUCUUCUGAAGUCCUAGGAAUGGCCCCAUUAAAAUCUUCAGAACGGCAAAAAACUGCCUAUUCUGAAGUUUGGCUAUGUAUUACUAAACAGUGAAGAUGCUCGGUAUGAUUUUAUUAAUUACAAGUUUUGAUAAUCUUAACACUACCAGUAUUAGCACUAUCAACCAUUGGCAUUUUCUCCAGCAUUUGCUUAAAGUUUGACUGAAAAGACAGAUUUUCACUUCAUGUACUCGAGUAUCAGCUAUAUGACCUCAUGGAAUGUAAUUUCAAUGAGUGAGCUAUUUUUCUAAGAGCAGAUACAAUGUAGGUUGUACAACUGGUAGAUUUUGAACCAGCCACUUUCUGUUCCAAGUAUACUGCAUUACUUUGUUAAAAAGUGUAAUGAAGCAAUGAAAAUUUUUGCACACUUAAUUUAGAAACUUA